This is a messenger RNA of Aspergillus affinis, 2964 nucleotides long. Its product is annotated as putative tRNA-splicing endonuclease subunit sen54. The transcript is spliced from 7 exons. NCBI's taxonomy places the organism in Eukaryota, Fungi, Ascomycota, Eurotiomycetes, Eurotiales, Aspergillaceae. Gene Ontology annotation, molecular function: oxidoreductase activity. Gene Ontology annotation, biological process: tRNA-type intron splice site recognition and cleavage. Gene Ontology annotation, cellular component: tRNA-intron endonuclease complex. Bases 1 to 2964 code for a protein of 987 amino acids. The record is from RefSeq and is a predicted model, not a curated record.
AUGGCCGACACAGAUGAGGCUGCCAUUCAUCUCCCCUCCAAUGACUCCGCGCCACACUUUGAGACCGACCUGUCGGACGAGACCCAGGACUUUCGCAUGUUGAACAACCUCUCAUUUCUCACAGACUCGUCUCAUGCCACGCUGCCGAAGCGCGGUGAAAAGGAUUUCGAACCCAAUCCCACCCUCCUCCAGGCCGAUGUACUCGCCGCCUCGCGCGAGGCGAUGCACAAUGCCCUUGCGCAUCCUCGACUCCAUAACCCCAAGAACAGAGUCGUGGGGUACUAUGCACCUGAGGGGCCGACGCCGCCUCCCUCGGUAGCCACUCCCAAGACGGCGGAGACGACAGCAGAGGAUGCGCCUGAACCCAGCGCGUCGCAGGACGACGCGGAGAUAAAACCUCAACCGACGAAUGCAGCCGACACGGGGCUCGGCAACAUCUUCCCCGACUCGUGUGUUUGCGUCCCGAUCCCCAAGGGCAACCUUUUCAAAUCAAUCGGCCGGGCGGAUCGCUGGAAUCGCGUGUGGCUGCUGCCGGAGGAAGCGCUGUAUCUCCUGGAACGAGGCAGCUUGGACAUCCGGUGGCCCGCCUCGUCGGUGGGAUGUGACGAGGGUGGUGAUACAGAGGAGCCGACGAUCCCAAUGAGUCUGCAGGCCGCCUAUGCAUGCUUCGUUGCAAGUGGAGGGUUGACCGUCGAGCGGUUUGCCGUCUACACCGGGUUGAAGCGCUUGGGUUAUUCGAUCUUUCGCGCGCCCGGAUGGUACGACGAUGUGGAGGAGCCGGCUCCUGCAGACCCGCCUCAGCCACAAGGACCUGGACUGGCCGGCAUCUACGAGAGGUUCUUGGAUUGGUUUCAUAAAUCCAACACCACGGCCCUUGGGCCCGCGGCCGGUCUGGGAAUCCAUCGUAGCUAUAAGGAUGUCUAUCGCAAACUUGCCAUCAUCCCGUGGUAUGACCCUGUCGCUCCCAAGACCGAAACGCCACGUACGUCGGCGCCGUUUCGCGUCGUUUUCCAUAUCUACAAGCCAUCCACGGCCUUCCGCAAGACGGCCCCCCCUCCCCCGGAUUUCCGCAUCGCCGUUGUCGACGCUCGCGAGCAAACGACCAUGCCCACGAUGGCCCAGCUAGGCAGCCUGCUCGAUAAUUCCCCGCUAGACCCGCCGCAGGGCGAGAAGAUGAGCCGGGCCCUCUACAUGCGCCUACGACAGGGGUACCGCAGUGUCAUUUUGGCAGUUGUGGACCAAGGCGUGGUGAGCUAUCUCCGAGUGGCCGAUGCAGCAUUUGGCAAGGAGAAGUUUAACACCAAAAUCUCACCUCAGACAUCACGUAUCCAGAUAAUCCGCUGCCAUCAACAUCUCCAGACACAGUUCCGGCGGAAUGUCCAUAUCCGGCACGUUACUCUGGUUCUUAUUCUUCUCAUUGUAGCAGAAAUAUUCGCAGACUUUCUCCAGGACAAUACCGCUAAUAUUUUCGAGGACGCAGCGACCCGUUAUGGCUUCGGAGAAUCGACCUGCACGCGCAACCACCGACAGAGAAGGAAAUGCUUACUGGACGGCUCCAACAUCCGACGUAUUGUCCCCGAAAUGCAGGCCGUGCUUCUCGGAAUCACAAACUCGAAUCCAUCGCCUGAUACUAGCGUCACGUAUUCGGACUGCUGGGAGGAUGAAGAAGCCAUUCUGGUAGAUGAGCGUGUCUGUUUUGUCAUGGAGCAGUCCAGGCAGAAGAGCAAAGAGGCGGCGGCGCCGAGAAUCGCGUGGGUUUCCCGCGGGUGGUCCGUGCUCAAGCUGGUGACGGAAUUCCGCUGCAUCUUCUACUUCUACUUCUACUUCUCUUUCGGUCAGGGCAGAGGUUUCAACCUUUUAUCCCCACUAACACUCCCCAUCUCAACCCGAACCAUCUCAUUUACCCCCAUCAAAGACAACUACCCCGUCACCAAAAACAGCACAAACCAACUCUCCGGCCGCACAUGCAUGAUAACAGGCGGCUCCUCAGGGAUCGGAUACGCUAUUGCCGAACGAUUCCUGCAAGAAGGCGCAGACCGGGUCAUCGUUGUAGGACGGUCCUAUGAGCGACUGAUUUACGCUGCGGCGCGGUUGCAGAGAGCUACGUCUGUUGACGAGGGUCUGACGCUUCCGGAUGGAGAGGUCGCCACUACUCGAGCUUUAGAAGAGGAGGAUGGAACGCAGCAACAGGACCAGGAAAGCGAUGCACCUGCGGCAGAACGAACACCGGGCUCGUUGGUUCCUGCGUCGGAUCGGAUCAGUUUACUGGUGGGCGAUGUAUCAGAGGCGAGCGGGUGGGCUCGCGAACUAGAGAAGGCGAUGGUAUUCCUACCCUACCCUCUCAACCAUCUUAAUCAAUUGAACCGUGCAGAUAUACUUCCAGAACACAAUGAAUCUAACAGAAUGCAGCAAAACGUGGACAUCCUCGUCAACGCCGCCGGGAUCUCCAUCUCCAACAUCCUCCCCAAGCUAGAACCAGCCGACAUCUCACAAACUCUGCGCACGAACCUCGAAGGCGCGAUGCUGACAUCGCGCGCGUUACUCCGCGCCUCGAUCCGCAGUCGACUCCGGAACCGGAGUAAAGACAGCGAUGGCAGCACGGGACCGGUGUCGAAAUGCAUCAUUAACAUCUCGUCGCUGCUAGCCGUGAAAGGGGGAACGGGCGCGGUACCGUACGCAGCUUCCAAGGCGGGUCUUUUGGGGCUGACGAGGUCGUUGAGCGUCGAGGCUGCGAGUUCCUUGCGGGAUGUGGUGGUAAGGUCGAAUGCGAUUGUACCGGGGUAUAUUGAGACGCCGAUGAUUGCGGAUUUCAGCGGAAGCGAAACCAACCGGCUGAAAGAGUGCAUUCCGCUACGACGAUUUGGCCAGCCACAUGAGAUUGCGGACGCGGCGGUGUUUCUGGCCCGUAACGAAUAUGCCAAUAACUGCGUGCUCAAUCUGGACGGGGGAUUGAGCGCUGUGUAA